Salmo salar (Atlantic salmon) is the source of this 1745-nucleotide messenger RNA. The record is from RefSeq and is a predicted model, not a curated record. Lineage: Eukaryota; Metazoa; Chordata; Actinopteri; Salmoniformes; Salmonidae.
CCUGGCUCACGUUCGGGAGGCAGCACCGUUCUAAAACAAUGCAAUCACUUUUCACCCGAUUAAAAUUUCUCCCACCGGGGUAACCCGAGUCAGAUAAACGAACCCGCUUGGUCUUGCUGCGUUUACUUAAUUGGCCGACGGACUUCACUGGCCCCCUUAAUCUGGGCUUUUCUGCCACCGUGUGGUUGCGAAUGGGAACUACAUUGUGCUCUCGGUAUCAAAAUAAUAAACCUAUCAUAAUAAAUCUCAUGAAUAUUGUGGAAAAUAGUGUAAAUACAUAUACUGCUAUUCAAAUGGAUAGGACUACUGUGCAUUCACAGUGAAUAAAUACAAUGGACUGGCUGGAUUCAAGAACAACUACACAGAAUUUGAGGCGGCUCCUCAGGUUUAAGACACACGCAUGCGCAUUGAGUUUCAUCCCAGACAGCAGUAGAAUAUCAUGGUUUGUGCAAUACUGGAUCUUACAUUUCACUGAUCUUAGAAACCGCCAUAAAAAAUAAAAUGAAACGCAGCCUAACGUGAUCAUUGACAGCUGCUUUGAAGGAAACAAAUAAAAAAAUGCUUUCAGUGAAAUGUAGACUAAACUGACAACGGAGUGAAAAGUAGAAAUCCCAACUAGCAAGCAAGUCACAGCAAAGAAGAAUUGAGUGUGUGCGCGUUCACGCGAAGGGGGUGUAUGGAGUUGAGGGUCGCUAUGCCUAUGCUCUCUUCUCAGCAGUCAGCCAGCAGGGCAGACCGGAGCAAGUGGAGAAGGAGCUGGUCACAGUGUCUGCCCUAGUCAAGGACCCCAAGCUAUCUGGCAUCAUGGAGAAUCACCAUGUUAAACGCGGUAUCAAAGAGCACACCUUCACUGAUGUCAUGACCAUCAUCAACCUCCCCAGUGGGUAGCCAGCCUUAUGUCACCUAUCUCGACAGACAGCAAGCUGGAGAGGUUCCAACCAACUCAAUGCACCAUGUACACGUCGAUCAGGAGCUCCACCGGAUGUUAUGGCUGAUAAUGACCGUCUGACGCUGAUCUCUGACAUCAUCUCAGCCUUCAGCAAGAUGAUGAGUGCUCACCGUGAAGAGGUCCUCUGUACUGUCUCCACCACACAGCCUCUGGAUGCUGCCAACCUCAAAGACCUGAGAGUUGCUCUGAAUGGCUUCCUGGCCAAAGGAGAGAUGCUCAAGCUGGAGACUAAGUCUGACCCCUCCAUCCUGGGUGGAAUGACAGUCAGCAUCAGGGACAAGUAUGUGUACAUGUCUACCGAGACUAAGAUCCAGAAACUGACCAAGAUCAGUAGGGAGAAUUGGCAUGGCUUGUGUCACAAAUGGCACCCUUUUCCCCAUGUAGUGCACUACUUUUGACCAGGGCCCAUACACCAGGGCCCUUUGUAGGGCAGGUAGCCUAGCGGUUAAGAGCGUUGGGCCAAUAACGGAAAGGUCGCUGGUUCGAAUACCAGAGACAAAUAGGUGACCAAUCUGUCAAUGUGCCCUUAAGCAAUGGACGUAACCCUAAUUGCACCUGUAAGUCGCUCUAGAUAAGAGUGUCUGCUAAAUGACCAAAAUGUAAAUGUCUGAGACCAGGCUGAGGGAAUAGGGUGCCAUUUGGGAUUUUUUUUUUAAAUGUAUGCAUAAUCAACUGGAGCUAAGCCCUAUGGACUCAUUAGGGAAUGAAUGGGUAGUGGAACAAUGUUAAUGGGAAAUGCUUAUGUACAGUGCAUUCGGAAAGUAUUCAGACCCCUUGACUUUUUCCAAAUUUUGUU